Messenger RNA from Solanum stenotomum, 1780 nucleotides. RefSeq names its product zinc finger CCCH domain-containing protein 37-like. The record is from RefSeq and is a predicted model, not a curated record. The transcript has 12 exons. Gene Ontology annotation, molecular function: metal ion binding; mRNA binding. Bases 99 to 1589 code for a protein of 496 amino acids. NCBI's taxonomy places the organism in Eukaryota, Viridiplantae, Streptophyta, Magnoliopsida, Solanales, Solanaceae.
GUUAAAUUUUCUUAGAAACAAACCAAACAAUGAAAAACUUUCCCUUCUUCGUGUGCAAAUUUGCAGUCGGCUGAGUCCAGUGGAAUCUGUACUGAGAGAUGGCAAAUCAGCUUUACGGCUAUAACCCUAGUGGCACCGCCGGAAUAGUAGCCGGCAAUACGAGAUCCAUGGAAGAUUAUCUCUCUACGGAGAAGACAUUGCUGAGUUCUUCAACUUAUUUUGGUUCUACGGGCUAUUCCAGUUAUCAGACUGAUACUUACACUCCUACUGCGAGUAGGAUUCCAGGUUUUCCUAGUUAUGGACCUCCUGGUGUUGAUGUUACUCAACCUGCUACUGUUGCUGACUCUUAUUUUUCUAGCUUGAAGCGCGCAUCCUCUGACGCACUGUAUCAUCAGGCACUUUUGGGUGCACAUAAUACAAUUGGGCAAGCUGAAGCUUGGUUUUCAGCCAAUCCUUUAGCCAAGCGCCCUAGAUUCGAGAGUGCAAGCAAUUUAUCUAUAUAUCCCCAGAGGCCUGGAGAGAAGGACUGUGCCCAUUAUAUGCAAACACGAACCUGUAAAUUUGGAGAUAGCUGCAAGUUUGACCAUCCUAUUUGGGUUCCGGAGGGAGGAAUCCCGAAUUGGAAAGAGGUUCCAGUUACAACUGAAUCUCUUCCUGAAAGACCUGGAGAGCCUGAUUGUCCAUAUUUUGUGAAGACUCAAAAAUGCAAGUUCGGUAAUAGAUGCAGAUUUAACCAUCCCAAAGAUAACACAGCUCAUUUGUUUCAGGGUUCUGUACAAAAUCCUGGUGUUUCUGACUUGCCUGAGAGACCUUCUGAACAGCAAUGCACGUUCUACAUGAAUACGGGAACGUGUAAAUUUGGUGCUACCUGCAAAUUUCACCAUCCAAGAGAUAUACAAUUUCCAUCUCCAACGCAAGAAAAUUGCUCUGUGGGGAAGCUUGGAUCAGCUAAUUAUGAGAUGACUGAGGAUGUGAAUCUAGUCAAGCCGCUUUCUGUUCCAGCUUUAUUGCACAACUCCAAGGGCCUUCCCAUUAGACCGGGUGAAGUUGAUUGCCCUUUCUACCUAAAAACUGGCAGCUGCAAGUAUGGAGGCACUUGCCGUUACAGCCAUCCUGAAAGAAAUGCAGCUGGUAUUGGCCCUGCCCUUGUAGCCUCUCCUGCAACACAUUGGAACAUUGGAAUGGUUAAUCCAGCUGCCUCUCUCUUGCAAAAUUUUGAUCCAAGACUGACUCAUACAAUGCUUGGGUUGCUUCCACCUGUCUAUCCACAACGACCUGGACAAACUGAAUGCGAUUUCUAUAUGAAAACCGGGGAAUGCAAGUAUGGUGAAAAAUGCAAGUUUCAUCACCCUCUUGAUCGUUCAGCAUCUGCAGUGUCAGAUGUACAGCAGCCAAAUGUUAAGCUUACCCUUGCUGGUUUACCAAGGAGGGAGGGUGCUGUACACUGUCCAUACUACAUGAAGACCGGUAUGUGCAAGUAUGGGGCGUCAUGCAAGUUUGAUCAUCCACCACCUGGAGAGGUCUUGGGUAUGGCCCAAGGGGCAUCGUUGUCUGUUGAGGGAGGCGAUAAUGUUGAUGUGAAUGAAUAACAGCAGUAAGGUUAUAACUUACAACUGAAAGGCCAUUUUCGUAGUCACAUCUUUUUCAAUUACCAUAUUCUGCUACCUCUUUGUAGCAAACUUGUAAAUCAUAUUUUUUCUAGAUGAGCUUUGGACAUUCUUUUAGAGUUGGAACACAGUUUCUCGUCCACACCAAAACGUGAUGGAACAUAUUUUUUUUG